Molecule: messenger RNA, 809 nt
Organism: Acanthoscelides obtectus
Lineage: Eukaryota; Metazoa; Arthropoda; Insecta; Coleoptera; Chrysomelidae
Source: the annotation of a GenBank genome assembly
AGACGAGUGAAACUGAGACGCCAUCUUGGUCCAGAUCAUCAUUAAUCUGUCGAUAUCUUUAGGUUUAGGCUGUCUGGCAUUCUACCUUAUUCUAUGAUUCUUUAUUAAAAUGUUCUUGUUCCGUGACUAAAGUUUCCUUUUCCGUUUGUCAACGAGUGACGAAGCUAGGUUAGUAUUAUUUAUCCAAAAUCUGUUUUAAAACCAAUAUAAAAGUUUGGAAUUCUAGCGAUUCAAGAACCGAAAAUGCCGUCUGUAACUCUAAAAGACGUCGACCAGCACAAAUUCGUCAAGGCGUUUGCCUCGUUUCUGAAAAAAACUGGCAAGCUCCGCGUACCAGAAUGGGUGGACCUUGUGAAAACCUCAAAGGCUAAGGAACUGGCUCCUUACGACCCCGAUUGGUACUACGUCAGAUGUUCUGCGGUCGUCAGGCACAUAUACAUUCGUUCCCCAGUAGGUGUUGGGUCACUUACAAAGAUUUUUGGGUCUCGCAAACGUAAUGGCACCAAGCCGUCUCACUUCUGCAGGUCUGCUGGAAGCAUUGCCAGGAAAGCACUUCAAAGUCUUGAGGGUCUCAAACUGAUCGAAAAAUGCCCCGAUGGUGGCAGGAAGUUGACCCAGCAAGGAAGGAGAGAUUUGGACAGAAUUGCAGCCCAAGUUAAAGCUAAGGAGAGGAAGGCUCUUAAAGCAUCCACUGUUCUUACUUUGUAAAUGACUUAAUUAUAUAAAAAAUGAAAAAUUAAGCUGCAUUUCAUUUGAUGAUAUUCAAAAACCUAUUUUGGGGAUAAAUAAAAACGUGGUUAAGCAAAGCA